GGAGAAAUUGGUGCAUUUUACAUUGAUUUUAGUAUGAUGAGUCGUCACCAUGGAACCUUUAAGAAACUCAACAUCCCAGGACCAGCACCCUGGCCAAUCAUUGGCAGUCUCAUUGAAAUCAAUACGGGGGGAUUUCAAAAGUUCCAAAUGGAUUGUAUGAGGAAGUAUGGAAAGGUUUACGGAUUUUAUGGUGGAUUAUCGCCAAUGACGAUUGAAAUAGGGGACAAGGAGAUGCUGAGAAUAAUUCUUGUGAAAGAAUUCGCUAACUUUACGGAUCGAAUAGUGUUUAAAGGAUUCAAUGGAGACGUGGAUACAGGUAUCAACAACCUAAGUGGAGAUCACUGGAGACACGUGCGUAGCAAGAUAACUCCCGCAUUCUCCACUGGGAAACUGCGUAAAAUGGCCCCCUUGAUAGACCACGCUAGUGACACACUUGUUGAAUCACUGAUGAGAAAUGUGAAGGGUGGCAACGACGUGAUUGAAAUGAUGGAAGUAUAUGGAGGCUACACUAUGGAUGUGAUCUGUUCUACAGCUUUCGGUAUUCAAAUAGAUUCACAAAACAACCCAAAUGAUGAAUUCGUUACCAACGCUAGAAAAUUUUUGAAUUUGAAACUGGCCUCUCCACUCAUCUUAGUCUUGAUAUUUUUGCCAAAACUCCAUUUCCUUAUGCCUCUCAUGGGAUGGUCUUUCCUAGAUAAAGAUAUUCAGGCUUUUUUCCGCAGAGUUACAACUACACUUCUUGCUGCACGCAUUGCAGGGGACAAGAGUCGUGUAGAUUUCCUUCAAUUAAUGAAAAAUGCCCAAUAUGAAAAGGAAGAUUCGGACGAGGAGGAUGACAAUGAAUACAUUUCUGUAAAGAAACCAUCCACAUCCUGGUCUAGGAAAGGUAUCACAUUUGAUGAAAUUCUCGGGAAUGCCGAAACGUUUUUCUUUGCUGGCUAUGAGACUACAACAAUAACAUUGUCUAUGGCAUCAUACUAUCUGGCUAUGUACCCAGAGUACCAGGAUAAACUGCGCCAGGAAUUAUUGGACAAGAUAGGCUCCAAAACAAUGACUUAUGACAAUAUUCGUGAUGUCGAGUACCUCGAAAUGGUCAUUAACGAAACACUCCGCAUCAGCCCUCCUGCCACACGGACUGACAGGGUCUGCUUGAAAGAUACGGAGGUUAAUGGUAUCAAGAUCCCAGCUGGCAUGAACAUCAGUGUACCAAUAUAUGGUAUACACCACGAUCCGGACAACUGGAGAGAUCCGGAAAAAUUCAUCCCGGAAAGAUUUGCGGAGAAGGACAGCUAUGAUCCUAUGACGUUUCUUCCUUUCGGAUACGGACCACGGAUAUGUAUUGGCAUGAGACUUGUUCAGAUGGAGUUGAAACUGUCACUUGCAAAAGUCAUACGUAAUUUCCGGAUUUCCAUUUCUAGCGAAACGCAGAUUCCCCCUGAGAUGAUGAAGCUGGGAUUGUUAAAACCGAAAACUGUAAAACUCAAACUGGAGGAGAUCAAGUAAACAGCUAACCCGUGUGGCUCUAAAAGGAAAGGGGUUUUAACUGUACAAGUGGUUAACAAAACUGAAAAACAACGAUUGGAGACAAAACAAUAGGCAAGUUCAGGCACAUUCGUCACAUUAGUAAGGGUUUCGGUUAAUAAUUUGUCCAAAAACGCAUGUAUCAAAAUGCCGACGAGCACCAGUACAGAAGAAGAUUUGACUGAAAUGCCGAUAAAUAAACAUUGUUGUAAACACGCCUGAAUGACGUCACGCAACAACAUUUGUGACGUCAUCAGGACUUCCGUUGUUUUGCUCAAAGGUGCAGGCAGUGUCGCAACCUUCAAACAUUUUACUAAUUUACAAGUAAUCUAAGUGUUUAAAUGUAAAAGUUUUGUAUGUUUAUGUUACACUAGUCGUACUGAUACGAACAGCUCCAAAUGUGUGUGUGUGUAACAAUGGUUAACAUUGAAUUACAUGGCUUAUUUUAGUUUUGGUAGCUAAUUUUCUGUAACUUGAAGAAACUGAUUGAUGUUGUUUGAAAAACAUGGCUGAUAUCGGCUGAGAUGAUGUCAAUUUAAAUGAUACGCAAUAAAGACUCAUUCCUGAACAACUAUAAACUUCCAAAUCGCUGCCCAACAUUAUAUUUUUCAUCGGGUCCGGAUGAGAGGAUCCAGGGUUUUCAAUGAUCUUCUUUAAGUGUUGUAAGAUGGUUGAAUGCAAGACGCAAACAACACUUUCAAAAGAUCGGAUCUUUCCGAUCGUCAUUUCCAUACACACAUUGGAUCGUCAGUACAUUGUAAGUACCAAAGUACACUUGUAGAAAAUCAAUUUACUUGCGAUGACGACUCAGUCGACCAAUAACUGCAAUUAACGUUGAGGUAUGGAUAUUUGCAAUGUGUAUAUAAUGAUUUUUUCACUAAAUAACAAAUAAAUUGCCUCAGAUUAAUGAGUUUAGUUGACGAGAUGUCCGUCGCGAAGACCAAGUUUAUAAGAUUCGUUGUGCUACAAGAUAUUUCAUAACUGGUUUGAUAAAUAAAAUAUUGUUUCCCUUCUCA
This is a messenger RNA of Mizuhopecten yessoensis (Yesso scallop), 2537 nucleotides long. RefSeq names its product cytochrome P450 3A8-like. The record is from RefSeq and is a predicted model, not a curated record. NCBI's taxonomy places the organism in Eukaryota, Metazoa, Mollusca, Bivalvia, Pectinida, Pectinidae. Bases 34 to 1503 code for a protein of 489 amino acids. The transcript has 13 exons. Gene Ontology annotation, molecular function: heme binding; oxidoreductase activity, acting on paired donors, with incorporation or reduction of molecular oxygen; iron ion binding.